GAGACAGUAGCUUUCGCUGGUGGUCAUUAAACUCCGGUUAGAAUCCACCGAGCGAGCGCCUGUUCCAAUGGAGGAGCGUCGACCUCCUCUCUCCUGAUGUAAGGAUCUACUUUUUGAAAGGACUAGUUUUACUUCCACCCCUUCGCAGCACCCGCGUUAUCGUACCGAUACCCCUCUGAUGUUCGCGCGGUAGCAGCAACAACCGCAGUUUCCCCAGACCCCCAUCGCGUGCCACUUGUCAAUGCAAACCAAGCGUAAGUGGGGAGAAGCGCUCAGUGGGUCUCCCUCCUCCAUGGCCUCUUUUCCCUCCAUCCCAUCCCCCCUUCCCCUCCUCUUCCUCCUCCUCUCCAUCCCUCCAGUGGCUCCUAUCCAGCCCCAAUGGCCCCUGCAGCGCGUCCCCGUGGUCUUACCCCAGGUGACAGAGGACCGACCCGCCCCCCACUUCCAGGCUGACGCCCGAUUGGACGUCACCUCCCCAUGUGACCCAGAAUGCCACAAGAAUGCUCUUCCCCCCAGCUACUGGGACCUGCGUAGCAUCCUGUCAUACGAGACGCUCCAUAGCAACGGUCGCCUUACCGAAACCGCGGUGGGGAUCUACGGGUACACCGCCCGCCCCCAGACCACGCCGGCACUGCCUUCCCGACGCAAACGUCAGAUCUUUGGCCAUGACGGGCGUUUCAGCAUCGUAGGGCAAGACUUCCUGUUGAACUACCCAUUUUCGGCAGCGGUCAAGCUGUCCACCGGGUGUUCCGGAACACUGGUGGGCGACCGGCACGUUCUGACCGCCGCCCACUGCGUCCACGACGGGAAGAACUACGUGAAAGGGGCGCAAAAGCUCCGGGUGGGUUUCCUGAAGCCAAAGCAGCGUGACUCUCCCAAUCCUGCCUCUGCCACCAAUGCAUCCAUCGCCCAUCCGUCACCCCCGGAUAAGAUGAAGUUCCAGUGGAUUCGUGCCAAGCGCACCCACGUGCCCAAAGGCUGGAUCAAGGGCAACGGCAACGACAUCGGAAUGGACUACGACUACGCCUUAUUAGAGCUCAAGAAGGCCCACAAAAGACGCCACAUGAAGCUGGGCGUCUCCCCACCGGCGAAGCAACUGCCCGGGCGCAGGGUCCAGUUCUCCGGCUAUGACAACGACCGGCCGGGCCAGCUGGUCUACCGGUUCUGCCGGGCUGGAGAGGAGACGCCGGACCUUCUCUACCAGCAUUGUGAUGCCCAGCCCGGGGCCAGCGGCUCGGGGAUCUACGCUCGUAUGUGGGACCGGAGGAGGCGGCGCUGGGAGAGGAAGGUGAUCGGGGUGUUCUCAGGGCACCAGUGGGUGGAUCGAGACGGGGCGUCCCAGGAGUUUAACGUGGCGGUGAGGGUGACGCCUCUGAAAUACGCCCAGAUCUGCUACUGGAUCAAAGGAAACUAUGUAGACUGCCGAGAAGGAUGAGGAAGAGGUGGACAUGUCAUGCACAUACUGUACACACACACACAGAGGAUUGAUGGAGGAGGAAGUGAAGGGGGUCUUCAUUUCCCUUGCUGAGGAAGUGAAGUUGACAUGUCAUUCAUACACAUGCAGUACACACUUCAUCAUUAAUACUGUUUCAUUAGCAAUACAUCCAUCGUUCUGCAUGCAGAGACAUCCUCCCAACACACAACUAGAACGACUCACAGUUACAUCCAGGAAGUCCUACUGUACAUACAUACAUCCUCACUAACCCUUUCCAUCAUACAUUAAAUAAAAUGUUCAAAUGUAUUCGUGCCCUUCUUACUGCAUGAUCAACACUGUGCUUUGAAACACAACUGAAAGGUCUUAUGACUGAACUUUAGAAGAAGGCUUUGGCCAGGGACUCCCUGGACCAACGUGUCAUGAUGGUGAAGAGAACAUUUAAUGCACUGAAAGGAUGAAAUAAAAGGAGGAACAAGAAGAUGUGUAAGAGAUUGGUGGAGAACCAGACGCAGUUUCACUGCUAAUUCUAUAGAUUGUCAGAGCUCUGCUGGGACAUCUCUUUAACUGUUAUUACCAAUGAAUGUAACCCUGUCAUCAACCAAAGGUGCUACCCUGCUCUUCAAACAUGUCAACUCAAGGUAUAGACUGUCACAGUACAAACUGUUGGUGUUUCAAAUGGACCCGAGUAAAAUACCCCUAGCUCCCUCUGCUGGGCCAAACACAACACUACAGGCCACUUUGAUGCGUAGCAGCACUGUUGGCUCUGUCAUACUGACCUUCACCUACUCAUGAUCUGCACUGUCAAACUUUAUGGGUGAGAUAUUUUUCUGUUUUAAAAACAAUUGUUCAGCAAUAUAUAUAUAUAUAUAUAUAUAUCAACUUUAUAAUGCUUUGGAAUAAAAUGCGGCUUUGCAAAUGGGU
Molecule: messenger RNA, 2356 nt
Organism: Salvelinus namaycush (lake trout)
Lineage: Eukaryota; Metazoa; Chordata; Actinopteri; Salmoniformes; Salmonidae
Product: serine protease 23-like
Exons: 2
Coding region: 242-1435 (397 amino acids)
Biological process (GO): proteolysis
Molecular function (GO): serine-type endopeptidase activity
Source: RefSeq, a predicted model, not a curated record